Messenger RNA from Arachis duranensis, 604 nucleotides. Its product is annotated as protein OXIDATIVE STRESS 3 LIKE 4. Lineage: Eukaryota; Viridiplantae; Streptophyta; Magnoliopsida; Fabales; Fabaceae. The record is from RefSeq and is a predicted model, not a curated record.
AGAAGAGAGAAAAGAAAAAGUGAGUGUGCAUUUUCACACUUAUAUUUGUGUUCUUAUUUAGAAAAGAAACUAAGUAAGGAUUUUGUUAAGAGCAUAUAGUUGAAAAGUGCUACUAUGGUUGAGAAAGCAGCAGCUCAUGAGAUUGGUGUUGCUUCUUCUUCUUCAUUUGGGUCUGGAAAUUCAAGUGAUGAUUCAUCAUUAGUGAUGGAAUCUGAUUCAUUUGAAGAAGUGAUGUCUCCUUCUUCUUCUUCUACUUUUUCUACUUCUACAAAUGACCCAUUGAGUGAUAUGUCUAGUUUGUUUCAACAACUUCCCAUUAAGAGGGGGCUAUCAAAGUAUUACGAAGGAAAGUCACAAUCUUUUAGUUCAUUAGCAAAAGUAAGGAGCUUGGAGGAUCUUGCAAAGCCAGAGAACCCAUACAACAAGAAGUUGAAAUCUUGUAGAAGCUAUGCACAGAAAAUGGGUGAUGAUGAUGAUGAUGAGAGCCAUCAAGCUUCAAAUUCUAAUAAGAGAGGAUUGUUGCAUUCUUCAACAAGUUUUUCAAGGGCUUCAUGUUCUUCACUUAUUAGUUCAACAAAAAGGGUCAAUGAAAAUAAUAAUAAUA